Molecule: messenger RNA, 3675 nt
Organism: Cottoperca gobio
Lineage: Eukaryota; Metazoa; Chordata; Actinopteri; Perciformes; Bovichtidae
Gene: ccdc71
Product: coiled-coil domain containing 71
Exons: 3
Coding region: 362-1441 (359 amino acids)
Source: RefSeq, a predicted model, not a curated record
AAGUUGUAAAUGAGCUUCUAUGUGGCGGCUGUAGUUUCAGUGUUCUGGGCGCAUUCAACUCUGAUCAUCUCAGUUCUUUUGGACCUGUAAAGACUCCUCAACUGUGCUGAAGACGAAGUGUUGGUGAAAAGGACCAGACUCAUAUUCUGGCCCAGCCUGACCUCCAACAGGGGCGCUCGAGAGCUAAAGACUUAGACAAGUUCUUUUUCUUCAAAGGAAAAAUAAUUAUAGCCCAUCAAGCAGCAUAACUCCAGGGGCCACGAUGUGCAAGAUCCACUAGAACCGGUGAAGCAAGCAAACAUUACUGGCAGAGAUGUGCAAUUACUAAAUGUGAAAUGAUUACUGCAAAAGGACUAGAAACAUGGCUGACGCGGUGCGAGGUCCCGUCGUUGGCCGGCCAUUGGCAUUUGCCAAUGAAGAGCGGAGGGCGCUUCACUCCUGGUCCCGGAUCUCUUCAGCGGGGCACAACGUCCUCCUGGAUGCUUUGAAGAUCCUAAGCCCGAUGUCACGUGACCUCUCGAGCAGUGAGGAGCUGGUUACCUUCCUGCAGGAGUUGGGCGAGGAGGGCCACAAGCCCACUGUGCUGCAUAGCAAGGACGUUUACGGCUACCGCUCCAGCACAAACCAACCCUUGACUCAAGACAUGCUAAAGCCGGCCAACAGAAAUGUUAGACCCACCACCAAGAGGAGGGGAAGGAAACCCCUGGCCAAGAAGAGAGAGGUGCACCCGUCCUGGAACAUCUCUGACAACCCUAAGAUUCAAGGGAUUCGUCCUCCAGAGCUUCUGGUGGACCAUCGUGCCAUCAUCUGCAGCAGGACACCCAGUCGAACUGUAGAGAUGUCGCAGGUGCAGAUGCGGCCAUGUCUUAGACUGACUAACAUUGAGGGCCUUUCUGGCUUCCAUACGGCUAGACUCCAGAUCCACACUUCCUGGGACUCAUCAUCUGAGGCACCCUCUGUUGUCUUUUCACAGCAACAGCCCCCUCCAACGCUAUCAGGAAUACCUUUGCAGCCUUCUCAGAACGGUGGUGGGGCUCCCACCAAAGCUGUGGCCUUGUUCAGCCAGAAGAGCCUGUCCUGCCCCAUCCGAUUAGACGGUGCCCUCAUUGGUGAUUCUGCACCGGUCUUCUACACAAAUGGAAGGGUGUUCCCAGAGACUCACACAGAGAUGACUAGCAAUGGCUGGAGGAGCAACAACCUCUACCGAGAUGUUCGUAGCCCCAAGGAACUGAACAGACCGACCCGGCAAAGAAACGGCUGGAAGGACAAAGAUAAAAGACAAAAUAGUCUUAGAUGGAAAGUGAUAAAGGUGGAUGACUCUCGCUCUGUGGCUGAUGCCCGCAGAAAAGCGCAGAAGGUCCUACAGGUCAACCUGUCUCCAGUGAUUCAAAUCCAAUCUCUCAACCAUGUGUUGAGAGAUUUCAGAUACCAGAAUAAGUGACAAUUUCCCCCCAAACCCACACACAUUAUUUCCUUUAGCAGAUGUUAGUGUUUUACAUCCAUUAGCCUGUACCUGGCUGAGCCCCAGUGUUCAAUGCAGACGUCUUACAUGGGUUUUCGAGAUCUCUGCUGAGUGUUGGAGGUAGGGAAGUCAGAACUUUCGUUUACGCUAUACAGCACUUCAACCAACCAUCAUUCUACUUUGAGUUGACUGCCUACUAGCAGCGUCCACCGUUAGGUGAAUUAUCUGUCCUUCAACAAGGACUUGGUGCUCACGGUUGUUUUGACAAGUAUUUAUAACUAAUUUGAAGUAUAGUGCCGUUAAAAAAGUAUUCUUUUCUUAUAGUGCUUAAAAACAGUGCUGUCACUAUGCGGCGCCCAAUUUUCCACUGAAAGGAAAGAUAAAAUAAAGGUAGUGUGGUGACAGGGCCAUCCCAUUGGACACCCGGAUGAACUGGUGGAUGAGCAGGGCGGGUUUCAAAAGUCUUCAGACGAGCAGACGUGGUGGUUGGUUGGUCCCAGCAAAACAAAUGAACUAAACAAAAGGAGGGAAAAAAAGAAAGGGGCUUACUUUGUCUUCCUUUUUUGUAUUUUUGUUGUGUUUCCACUGGAAAUCAGGAAAGUUCUAGGAGCAAGUACUGCAGGGAAUCAAACCUGUGGCCCAUACAGACAUAGAUUGAUACCUGAAUGAUUUGUUUGAACUUUAGUCCUUCACAAAGUGUUCCUUUUUGGUUUAGUUUAUCCACUCAUGGAAACAAAAGACUUCUAUAGUAUGUUCAACUGUUGGAUGGUUCGAUGUCUUACAAUAACAAAACAUGAAUAUGGAAUAUUGAAGGGGACUUGAGCCCUGUUAAACAUUUUGGCUUCUGAGAUUCAUCUUUAAAUCUUAAUCAAAGCACUGAGAUUUAUGGGGUAUAAGAAUUCUGACUUCUAUCUCAUUAUUAAACUGGAUCUUUGAAUCCUAUAGUAACACAUUUCUAUCUGUAAAUUCAGAGUUUAUUCUCCGAAUUACAGCUUUACACCUCCAUUCUGUGAUGUGGACAAGGUCUCCCUCCAUAAGUUUAAGGUGUUUUACACAAACUACAAAAACAACCAUCAGCUGUCUGUUUAAUGCUGCUCAAGAUUUACUUUUGACCAAUACCUUUCUGUACUUCACAGACAACCAACAGUCUUUUUUUAUCCUUAAUGUAAGAUGUUUUGCCCAUUUAAAAAUGUUUGUGGUGACAUAACUUGAGCUGCAGGCUUGUUGGUUUAAUUUGAAACUGCAGCUUUGGAAAGUUUAAUCUCCCAUCCGAACUCAUCUGUGCUCUGAGUCGAUGGCGAGAAUUGCACUUUGAGAGUGACUCAUUGUCGCCUCUUUCCUCGACAUGAAAGUUAUUUCCUGCGUCAUGUAGAAAAUAUGUGAAAUAAUCUCCAAAAUUGACUUUUUUUGAAACCACACUGGUUUUUGCUACAGGUGCUAACGUUGCAAUGUUGGUGCUGAAUUAAAUGACUGGCACAAGAAUGUCAUGUUUCUGUUUUUCUAGUUCAAAUUGGAGCAUUUAGGAUCCUGCGAGUUAUCCUCUGAGGGAUUGAUGACACUGCUGCCCCCUGCAGGUUGGGACGAGCAUGCCAAACCGCCUUGCGUUUUUUCCAAAGGGUCACCUGAUACCGUUUUCAUGUUAUCAUCUGUGAAAAACUCCUGUGAAUUCCCCUAAAAAAAUUUGUUUGCGAUGUUCGGACAAAACCACAUUCUAUGAGACAAUGAGUCAUUUUGUUUUGACCUCGGAGACCUCAGAAACACAAAACACUUACUAGCUUUAUCGCUGAGCUUUUAUCAAAAGUAUUGAUUACUUAAACAACCAGAUAUUUUCAAGUUCAAAUACAACAAAAUUAAACCACCAUCAUGAAUAAGGACUAUUGUUUCAAAAACCAUAAAAAAUAAAUUUCCAGACAUUUGUCACGUUUAAAUGCUGUGGAUGCUGUUUCAGGCCAUUUAGUAGAAAGAAUUGAUCAGAUUUAAAGUGGAUAUCUGUGUUUUCUGGUUUUAAGUCCAUGCAUUAUUUACAAGUUCCUGCUCUGUUCCCCUGUUUAAACUGAAAUCACAUCAGUGUUUGUCAUGUUCAUGCCCGUUGACAAAUCCCUUUUCUAGGUCUUCUUUCUGUUAGUCUUGUUUGUGCAACACUUGUAUAAUAUUGUAUUUCCUACAUGAUCUUUGAAAACUCUUUUUGUUCAAUAAAACCGAUCUGAAAAUAA